Anthonomus grandis grandis is the source of this 336-nucleotide messenger RNA. RefSeq names its product general transcription factor IIH subunit 5 (gene Tfb5). The record is from RefSeq and is a predicted model, not a curated record. The transcript has 2 exons. Lineage: Eukaryota; Metazoa; Arthropoda; Insecta; Coleoptera; Curculionidae. Gene Ontology annotation, biological process: nucleotide-excision repair; nucleotide-excision repair, preincision complex assembly; transcription initiation at RNA polymerase II promoter. Gene Ontology annotation, cellular component: transcription factor TFIIH holo complex; transcription factor TFIIH core complex. The coding region runs from base 115 to 336 and encodes 73 amino acids.
UCAAACUUUGACACAAUCUGUCAAAUUGCUAAUGUUUACAUCGUCUCUAGCAAAAACGUAUUUUCUGGAUUUUUCUUUUUUGUAAUAAGCCAAGACGAAUUAACAUGAGUCAAGAUGGUAAACGUUAUGAAAGGAGUCCUUGUCAAAUGUGAUCAGGCAAUGAAACAGUUCUUGUUGCACCUAGACGAAACAUUAAAACUAGGCAGGAAAUUCAUUAUCCAAGACUUGGACGAGAACCACUUGUUCAUCUCGGCGGACAUCCUAGACACCCUCCAAGCGAAAAUCGACGAUUUAAUGGACCAAAUUAGUUUCCCGUUAGCAGAGAAAGGAAACUAA